This is a messenger RNA of Achroia grisella, 1228 nucleotides long. RefSeq names its product mitochondrial GTPase 1. Lineage: Eukaryota; Metazoa; Arthropoda; Insecta; Lepidoptera; Pyralidae. Gene Ontology annotation, cellular component: mitochondrion. Bases 161 to 1162 code for a protein of 333 amino acids. The record is from RefSeq and is a predicted model, not a curated record. The transcript has 4 exons. Gene Ontology annotation, molecular function: GTPase activity; GTP binding.
UUUUCUUAAUUGAUAUUACGAUCUAUAAAAUUAAAUUAAUCACCUAUUUAUAUAUAGUGUAAGAAAACAACAGUUUAAAUAAUUAUGUUUAAAGAAAUAUUUAGAAACACAUUCGCUUAGCGCUAUAACCUCAAAUAGCAAAUCAAAACAAACACUAAAAAUGGCACAGCGAUUUGACCCAGCGCUUUACAAUUUCCGUAAAAAAAUGCCGUACGUAAGCAAGGAUCUUUUACGAUGGUUCCCGGGCCACAUGAAUAAGGGUUUAAAACAAAUGCAACGUAAAUUGAACAGUGUUGACUGCGUGAUCGAAGUCCACGACGCAAGGAUACCCUUCACGGGUCGAAAUCCGAUAUUUACAAAUACUUUAACAGGCGCGAAGCCGCAUAUAUUGGUGUUAAACAAGAAGGACUUGACAAUAAAGUCGUUAAUACCAAAAAUAAGGGAUCAGUUGAAAGCUGAACAGAAUAUUAAUAAUGUAGUGUUUACAAAUAGUAAAGACCAGCUGUGUCGAGGUCUAAAGACGCUCAGGCCGCUGCUGGUGGAUCUGAUAAAGAGUUCAAACAGAUACAAUAGAAGUGAAGAGCUAGAUUACAAUGUGAUGAUCAUUGGAGUGCCCAAUGUUGGAAAGUCAUCCUUGAUAAACAUGCUCAGGUCCAAGAAUAUGAGUGUGAAGCAUACCCUGCCAGUCGGUGCAGUAGCUGGUGUCACCAGGAGUCUGAUGACGAAGAUGAGGAUCAACAAUAAUCCCACAAUUUUUAUGCUAGACACUCCCGGUAUCCUGGAGCCUUCAGUAACGGAUGUGGAAAUGGGGCUCAAGUUGGCGCUGUGCGCAUCUCUGCAGGACCACCUUGUGGGUGAGGAGAUCAUAGCUGACUACAUGCUGUACUGGCUGAACAAACACAGCAAGUUCAAGUAUGUAGACUUUAUGGCACUGGAGGAACCAUGUGAUGACAUUAAUAAGGUAUUACUCGCGGGGGCUAUCAAGUUUAAUCGCUUGAGGAAAGUUCGAGACUUCGACGGCAGGGUGCGCGACGUACCAGACCUACUAGAGGUCGCUAGAACCUUUAUUAAAGCCUUCAGGACUGGAGAGCUCGGCAAUAUACUGUUAGACAUAGAUUUACUAUUCAAUAAAGAUAAACUAGAAAACAAUAAUCUGGAAUAAAAACAAAGCAUGUCCAGGUGAGGGAUGGUUGUACAAGGGUAGUUUUCCGUCUGUCACAAUAGAUUU